This is a messenger RNA of Arachis ipaensis, 2016 nucleotides long. The record is from RefSeq and is a predicted model, not a curated record. NCBI's taxonomy places the organism in Eukaryota, Viridiplantae, Streptophyta, Magnoliopsida, Fabales, Fabaceae.
CAUUAAUUUUAGUUGAACCAGCUGGUCAAAUUCAUCAAUUGAAAACAUUGCUUAAUUUCAUGUCAUUUGACUUAGAAACAAAAAUUAUACGGUGAUUAGUGAUUAGUGAUUAGUGAAGUAGGUAUGUGAAUGUGUACACUAUGCAGAGUAUUAUUAUAUAUAGUUUGAAGAAUUGAAGGAAUAAUCAAAAGUGAAGUGUGUGAAUCAGAAAUGGAUAAUUUUGUGUGGAGAGUGUUACCCCUUUUUGCACUGCUUGUUGCCUUCGUUACAUUCUUCUACUUGCAGGAUUCCUACAAGGCUCAAUUUUCUCCUUUUAUAAAGUUACCAGUUGAUGAUGAUAAUGAGUGCAGCCUUCUUCCCUUUCGACACUAUUGGAUAUCCAGCAAGCGCAUUCUGACCCCACAAGGCUUCAUUUCUGGCUCAGUGGAGAUAAAUGAAGGGAAGAUUGUAUCUGUUGUUGAAGGAUAUGGUAAGCAGGGGAAUUCUAGGCAAGAAGAGGUUAUUGAUUAUGGAGAGGCUGUUGUCAUGCCCGGCUUGAUCGAUGUGCAUGUACAUCUUGAUGAACCUGGGAGAACUGAAUGGGAGGGAUUUGUUACUGGUACUAGAGCUGCUGCUGCUGGUGGCGUGACAACAGUGGUUGACAUGCCUCUAAACAAUCACCCUACAACUGUGUCUAAGGAAACGCUAGAACUUAAGCUUGAAGCUGCAAAUAAGAAACUCCAUGUUGAUGCGGGGUUUUGGGGAGGCCUGGUCCCUGAAAAUGCACUUAAUACCAGUAUUCUUGAUGGCCUCUUAAGUGCUGGUGUUCUUGGUGUAAAGUCUUUUAUGUGUCCUUCAGGAAUUAAUGACUUUCCUAUGACUACUAUUGAUCACAUCAAGGAGGGACUACCUGUGUUGGCAAAAUAUAAAAGACCUUUAAUUGUGCAUGCUGAGAUUCAACUAGAUUCCGAAAGUCAUUCGGAACUCAAAGAUAAUAGAGACCCUCGAGUUUAUUUGACCUAUCUCAACACUAGGCCCCCUUCAUGGGAGCAGGCUGCUAUUAAAGAACUUGUGGGUGUUACGAAGGACACUAUAGUCGGAGGUCCUUUAGAAGGAGCGCAUGUUCACAUUGUCCAGAAGCAAAACGUCGAGGUGACAGCAUAAGUGUUGAGACAUGCUCCCAUUACUUAGCUUUUUCAUCUGAAGAGAUACCGGAUGGAGAUACUCGUUUUAAGUGUUCCCCACCCAUUCGAGAUGCACACAACAGAGAGAAACUGCGGGAGGCUGUACUGGAAGGGCACAUUGAUUUUUUGACUUCUGAUCAUUCACCUACUGUGCCAGAACUCAAGCUUCUUGAGGAGGGUGACUUCUUGAGGGCUUGGGGUGGCAUUUCAGGUUUGCAGUUUGAUCUUCCAGUGACAUGGUCAUAUGGAAAGAAAUAUGGAUUGACUCUGGAGCAAUUAUCGUUAUUGUGGAGCAAGAAACCCGCAGCAUUUGCAGGAAUAGAAUCAAAGGGAACCAUUGCAGUUGGAUACCAUGCAGACAUUGUAGUGUGGCAACCAGAGGUGGAGUUUGAUGUGAACGAAAAUUAUCCCAUUUUCCUUAAACAUCCUAGCCUCUCUGCUUAUAUGGGAACACGGUUAUCCGGAAAAGUUUUGGACACUUUUGUUAGAGGAAACCUUGUAUUUAAGGAGGGGAAGCAUGCUUCUGCAGCCUGCGGUGUUCCAAUUCUAGCCAAAUGAAUUGGUUCAAAGUUUGGUUAAUGUAAUUUAUCCUGCAUGAUCCUAAUCCAUGCUAUAGAGGGGUUCCAAAGAUGCUAUGCUAUUUGGCUUGUGUCAUAAAUAAGAGAUAACAUUCUCCUUCUCCAAGCUAUAGAUUAAGAUUAGUGUUGUAGUUUAUAUUAUUGCUGUAUGCAUGUUUGAACACUAAAAUUUCUCAAAACCUUUCUUGUUAGAACAUUUCGAAGUUUAGUUUUCUGUAAUCUUCCACAUAAUUUUAGUAAUAAUAAUUCAAUAGCACUUGUAAAGUUGAGUUAUA